Scomber scombrus (Atlantic mackerel) is the source of this 4232-nucleotide messenger RNA. It is a transcript of the gene mybpc3, whose product is annotated as myosin binding protein C3. The record is from RefSeq and is a predicted model, not a curated record. The coding region runs from base 1 to 3795 and encodes 1264 amino acids. Gene Ontology annotation, molecular function: protein binding. NCBI's taxonomy places the organism in Eukaryota, Metazoa, Chordata, Actinopteri, Scombriformes, Scombridae. The transcript has 31 exons.
AUGCCCGAGCCAACAAAAAAAGCAGUUUCAGCAUUUUCCAAGAAACCAAAGACUCAGGAAGCAGAAGAGGAAUCCUCAGUGGUCUUUGAAGCAGAGACCGAGAAGCCUGAUUCUAAAGUAAAAUGGCAGUGCAACGCAAAGGACAUUGCAAGUGGCAAAAAAUACGAGAUCACAGCCAAUGGAAACAAGCACUCCCUCACUAUAACAGCUAUUGCCAAGGAAGAUGCCAAUGUCUAUGCAGUGAUUGCUGGGGGGUCAAAGGUCAAGUUUGAGCUGAAGGUCGUAUCAAAGCCAGAAGCUCCAGCUGAGGCCCCUGCUGAUGGAUCCGGGGAGCCCCAUGUAGAACCAGAGCAGACCCCUGCUUCACCCGAAGCAGCACCCACAGAGGAUAAGCCCGCUGCCCCAGCAAUUGAUGCUCCUCCAUCUGAGGACGGACAACCUCCAGACACCCGACAGGAUCUCACUGGCCUCUUCCUGGAGAAACCCAAAAGUGCAGAGGUCAUUGAAGGUCAAAAUAUCACGUUUGUGGCUAAAGUAAAUGCUGAAUCAUUGCUGAAAAAACCAACCAUCAAAUGGUUCAAAGGGAAGUGGAUGGACCUCGCCAGCAAAUCUGGAAAACACCUGCAGCUGAAAGAGUUGUAUGACCGCAACUCGAAGAUCUACACAUUUGAGAUGCAGAUCAUCACAGCCAAGGCUAACUUUGCUGGAGGUUACAGAUGUGAGGUGUCAUCUCGGGACAAGUUUGACAGCUGUAAUUUUGACUUGGCUGUACAUGAGGCUCGUGCUGCUGACACAGGCCUGGACAUAAGAGCAGCUUUUAGGCGGACUAGCAUAGACGGAAAAGAAGACUCAGGAGAGCUGGACUUCAGCACGUUAUUAAAGAAGAGCAGCAGUUUCAUUAAAUCCAAUCGAGCUGUGCAGACCAACACAGACUGUAAUGUGGAUGUGUGGGAUAUUCUCAAAGGUGCUCCUGCUUCAGAAUAUGAGAAGAUUGCUUUUCAGUACGGCAUCACCGACCUGAGAGGCAUGCUCAAGAGACUGAAGAAGAUGAAGAAAGAAGAGAAGAAAAGCAUAGCUUUCCUCAAAAAGAUGGAUCCUGCUUACCAAGUGGAAAAGGGACAUAAGAUAAAGUUAGAGGUUCAGGUUGCUAAUGAAGAUGUUGAUGUGAAAUGGCUGAAAAACGGACAAGAAAUUCAUCCAACCGGAAGCAAGUACAUCUUUGAGAGUGUUGGAAACAUGCGCUACCUCACGAUCAACCACUGCUCCUUGGCUGAUGAUGCAGCAUAUUGCUGUGUGGUGGGUGAUGAGAAAUCCACCACUGAGCUCUUUGUUAAAGAGCCUCCUGUCCAGAUUGUGAAGAAUCUGGAAGAUCAGAUGGUGAUGAAGGGCGAGCGGGUGGAGUUGGAGUGUGAAGUCUCAGAGGAAGGAGCCACUGUUAAAUGGGAGAAAGAUGGCGUGGAGCUGACAAGAGACGAGUCUUUCAAAUAUCGCUUCAAGAAAGAUGGCUGUAAACACAUCUUGAUUAUUAAUGAGGCUACAAAAGAAGACUGCGGCCACUACAAGGUUAAAACAAACGGCGGCGAGUCUAUGGCUGAGCUAAUGGUGCAGGAGAAAGACCUGGAGAUCUACCAGAGCAUUGCUGAUCUCACAGUGAAGGCGAAAGAUCAGGCGGUGUUCAAGUGUGAGGUCUCGGAUGAUACCGUGAAGGGUACCUGGUACAAGAACGGAGUAGAAGUCAAGGCUGAUGCGAGAGUUAAUAUCACACAUAUUGGCAGGAUCCACAAACUGACCAUUGAUGAGGUGAAACCUGAGGAUGAGGGAGACUACACUUUUGUGCCAGAUGGCUACGCUUACAAUCUUUCUGCAAAACUCAAUUUCUUGGAGGUGAAGAUUGAUUUUGUGCCGCGUCAAGAUCCUCCCAAGAUCCACCUGGACUGUAUGGGGCGCACUGCCGAUUCAACCAUCGUGGUGGUGGCUGGCAACAAGUUGCGUCUAGAUGUCCCUAUCACUGGAGACCCUGCUCCCACAGUGGUCUGGACCAAAGGACAGAAGAUCCUCACAGAGGGAGACGGGAGGGUCCAUGUGGAAACAACCAAAGGCCACUGUGUCUUCACUAUCGAGGGGGCCGAGAGGCAGGAUGAGGGAAUCUACUCCGUUGUGGUUCGCAACCCUGCUGGGGAAGACACUGCGGACAUUAAUGUGAAAGUUGUUGAUGUUCCUGAUCCUCCCCAGGCUCCCAAAAUCCUCAGUGUGGGAGAGGACUCUUGUGUUGUCCAAUGGGACCCCCCUCUGUUCGAUGGUGGACAGCCAAUCAUUGGCUAUGUGUUGGAGAGAAAGAAGAAAAGGAGCUUCAGGUGGAUGAGACUGAACUUUGACCCUUUCCCUGGCACAACCUAUGACGCCAAGCGGAUGAUUGAAGGAGUGGAGUAUGAGAUGCGAGUCUAUGCUGUUAAUGGCAUUGGCAUGUCGCGCCACAGUCCUGCCUCACAACCUUUUGUGCCAGUCGCUCCUACAAGUGAGCCCAUCGGACUCUGCGUGGACGACAUCAGUGACACUACUAUCUCGCUGAAGUGGCGGUCGCCUGAGAGGAUCGGCUCAUCUGAACUCGAGGGUUAUGGGGUUGAGUACUGCAAGGAGGGCACGGAUGAGUGGAUUCCAGCCAUUCAGGGUCUGACAGACAGGACAUCAUUGCUCAUCAGAGACCUCACCACCGGAGACAAGCUGCAGUUUCGUGUGCGGGCCUACAACACGGCGGGGCCAAGUGCUCCUGCCACUCUGGCUCAGCCCGUCACCAUCAGAGAGAUAAUGCAACGCCCUAAAAUUUGGCUUCCCAGAAAUCUCCGCCAGACUUUGAUCAAGAAAGUUGGAGACACCAUCAAUCUUGUGAUUCCUUUCCAGGGUAAACCCCGGCCUAAGGUUACAUGGAGUAAAGACGGGGAGCCUCUUAACCCCACACGCGUUAGUGUGAGGAACAGCGAGAUAGAUUCAAUCCUAUUCAUUCGCAAGGCAGACAGAACACAUUCAGGGAAGUACGAGCUCAAGGUGGAGAUUGAGAACGUGGAAGACAAUGCGAGCAUCACACUGCAGGUUGUUGACGUCCCAGGGCCCCCUGAGGCUGUGAAGAUCAUGGAUGUCUGGGGCUUCAAUGUGGCUCUAGAGUGGAAGCCACCUAAGGACAAUGGAAACAGUGAAAUAACUGGUUACACUGUUCAGAAAGCCGACAAGAAGACCAUGGAGUGGUUCACAGUCUAUGAACACUACCGGAGAACCAACUGCGGCGUGUCUGACCUCAUUAUGGGUAAUGAGUACUUCUUCCGUGUCUUUGCCAUCAACCUGGUGGGUCUCAGUCCAGAGCCCACCAACACAAAAGACAGCGCCUAUAUCCAGAAAACAGGUAUCGCAUACAAGCCGCCAUCCUACAAGGAGCCCGACUUCUCGCAGGCUCCCAAGUUCACGCAUCCUUUGGUGAACCGUUCUGUCAUAGCAGGAUACAACGCAACCCUCAGCUGCUCAGUCAGCGGCAUACCAAAGCCCAAAGUGACCUGGUACAAAAACAAGAUGGACAUCUCAAAUGAAGCCAAGUACCGGAUGCUCAGUAAGCAGGGUGUUCUGACGUUGGAGAUCCGUAAGCCCUGUGCGUUCGAUGGGGGAGUGUAUAUGUGCAAAGCGAUCAAUGCCAGUGGAGAGGACAUUGUGGAGUGUAAGCUGGAGGUUCGCCCUCAAAUUGUUAAAGAAGACAAGAAGAAGCAGCAGCAGCAGCAGCAGCAGCAGCAGCAGCAGCAGGCAGCAGAAUGAAGAGAAUAUGAAUUCAUCAUCAGUGACUCCUGCAUGUUGACUGUUUUGUGCCACGAGAAACUCUUCCCCUGCAUCACAAGAAUUGUUGUAUUUGCAUAAGUUCCUUCUUCUGUAAUCAUCUUGCAUCUGGUCAUCCUGGCUUUAUGUUACAAUGUGUAGAGCUGGUUUUCUGAACUUACCGAGGGUCAUACUUGCUGUUCAUUAAUAGAGAAACAGUAGUAUGUGUUAUUUAUCAACUCAUGAAGUCAUAGUUUGUCACUCUGUCCUCAUCCAUUUCAAAGACUAUACAUAAACGUGUCUCGGAAAAAAAAAAAGUGUCAAUCAAAUAUUGAUAAUAGUCAAAGAAAGUAACACUAUUUAUGAAAUGUGUUCAUGAUUGGUAGUCCUGUUUGUCAAUUAACAGAGGGAAAGAUUUGAUUAUAAUGUUUGGUUUUGUU